GGCAGAGAGGCAGCAGCUUCCGCAAAUCGGGGAUCUGCCUCUGGUGAAGAAGAUGCUUCCGGACACGUUCGACUGGAGACAACAGCCAACCGCUAUCCCGGACUCGACUUUUCAGAGAAGGAUGAGCAAAAUGGUUAUACUUGUUACUUGGAGGAUGGGCCGUACCGCGAUCCCGCAGAAGAACAAACUGGAUUCCGCCCAGAUCAGGAGCUGCCGUGGGGGUAUAGACGAACCGAAGCAGGCACUCUGAUGCGGUAUUGUUUGCUUGCUGGCAAAUGCAUUGAAGUCGCAGAUCCCGUUGCACCAGAUGAAAGCUCACACCUGAAAGAAGACAAGAGCCAAGACAUGGAGCCACUGGCUUUUGAGUAUCCUGGUCGACCACUUAUGUCAACGUACGCUACUCCGGUGGCCACGUCAGAUAGUGGAAUGUCUUUGAACUAUUCCGGCCGGCCUAGUACUUCGUCUAGUUCGCAGAAAAGUGAAAACGUUGGUCUGCCAGACGGAAGAAGGCGCUCUUCUACCGGAGGAGAACCGCGUCAGCCUGGCGCGCCGGCUGCGUCUUCUCAGAUUUCUCGCGCAGGCACAACAGCGAGUGCCGCGCACAGAGGUACUUAGAGUUAUUUUCGGACCUAUCGUCGCUUAUCUUUCAACCUGAGACGUUUUUCAAGCUUAGAAGUAGUCUCUCAUUAGGGUUUGGGGUUGUGGAUGAAAUUCGAACUGUUUCCUUCUCAAGGUAUCCAUUUUAUUUAUUCUGUCACAUGCUUGCGCGAUCUCUAUUAUAAGUCGUCUCUUACUGCUGAGUCCAUUUAUUUCAUUUGACUACAGCUACCGGAAAUCUUGCAAGCGACCCAGGGGCAGGUAUGCGCGAUCGUCUGGCAACACUGAGGGAGGGAGGUGGAACAGCAGGCGUUACUCAGGUGCUGAAAGCGUCGGAGAUGUUGAAGCGUAUGGUUGAAUCAGAUGAGAAAGCUGCCCGAGAGCAAACGACAACGACUGCUACGCGCAUUAUAUCGAGUGCAGAGGCAACCUCUCACGGAGUAGCAGGCGGUUCUCAGGAGAAAACAACAACAACAACAACAACAAGAGCGACAACAUCUGCAGCCGCGUUUAGUAUUGACGCAAAUGGUGAUCGCAAGACAUCUCAGCAGAAACUAGUCGCAGAGGACACCGGGCAGCCAACGCACCCUCAUGGGUCUAAUGAAGAACCGUCGGACAACAUCACAACUACCACGCUGUCAAUCGACGAGGAACUGCCAGAGGCUGGCUGCUCGCUGCGAGAACUCGCGAACGCAAUUGCAAGGCUUCGCGGAGAAAGUAUGACAUACCGCAACUCUAUCAAACUGCUGUCGAUCUUCUUCACAUUGAAUUUUAGUGGUGCCAAAGACCUUACGCUCGACAAGUCGUGCAUUCGGUUUUUCUCCAUCCAGGACCAGAGACUUCCUGUUAAGUCUAAUAGCAAGGGAAAGAAGACGAAGGCGAAAGCAAAAGCAAAAAGCAAAACCCAGGCAAAGAACCAGAAGAAACCUGCUGCACAGAAUCAGAACAGCACGACAGUAGAACAAGGCACUGCGCCUUCUCCUUCACUUCAAGCAGAUUCUACGAAAGCAGCGGACGCUAAUCCAACGGAGACAGCAACUCCUGGAGAACCAGUCGAGACUUCCUCUGCGUUUCUUGUGGGUGUUCCUAUCAUCGACUUGAAAGCACUCGCGGGCCGAACACUCGAUCAACUACUAGGAGAUAUUCAUCUGGAACGCCAACAAGAAGAAACAGGUCGUGCACGCAAGAAGGGGCAGAGGUCUUUAUCCAACAUCCUCGAAGUGGAACGACUCAUGCGUCUGAGGAGCUUGGCGCGAACAACGCGCCGCAGGGCAGCUGACGCGUCUCAUCAAGCUCUA
This is a messenger RNA of Amoebophrya sp. A25, 1895 nucleotides long. Lineage: Eukaryota; Dinophyceae; Syndiniales; Amoebophryaceae. The record is from the annotation of a GenBank genome assembly.